This is a messenger RNA of Prionailurus viverrinus (fishing cat), 5785 nucleotides long. It is a transcript of the gene ERRFI1, whose product is annotated as ERBB receptor feedback inhibitor 1. The transcript has 4 exons. The record is from RefSeq and is a predicted model, not a curated record. Gene Ontology annotation, cellular component: extrinsic component of cytoplasmic side of plasma membrane. Gene Ontology annotation, biological process: negative regulation of epidermal growth factor receptor signaling pathway; regulation of keratinocyte differentiation. Bases 2931 to 4313 code for a protein of 460 amino acids. Lineage: Eukaryota; Metazoa; Chordata; Mammalia; Carnivora; Felidae.
GCCUCGGCGUCCUCCUUCCACAAUAGGGCUGCGCUCCCCCUGCGCGCGCCGUGUGCCCGUCCGUCGCGUCCCGGACGCUGUGCUGGGGGAUGGCCGGCCCCGCGGUCCCCCUGCUCGCUCUCUUCGGAGACGGUGGCUGUCGUCCCCGGCCGGGGUCCUUGAACCCCGCGGAGUAGUUCCGAGCCCCCCUCCGCCUGUCUCGGAAUCGUGGUCCUUUGCUCUGAAUUCUGCUUCCGAAGGAACGGGGAGCGCAGGGUUCUGGGUUCGGAACGUGAGUGCUCGGUGGGUGUUCCUGCGCGCGCGUGCGUGCGUGUGUGUGUGUGUGUGUGUGUGUGUGUGUAUCACAGCCUCGUACAAAUGAAAUGACUUCUUAACCAUGAUUGGUGCUGUAUUGGUGCUUGCUAGGUCUUUAUUAGGAUUUCGUCACUGCUUGAAAGAAACCAGUCUCUUCCCUGAUAAAAAAUAUGAAUAGAUUGUUAGUCAUAAACUCAAGUGCAGUCAGAAUAGACUGUAGCUUUAAAAGAGAUGUGUUGGUGACUUGAGGUACACCUGCAACACAGGUAGGGCCGGACUGGUUUCUAAGCAACUGUCAGAGGUGAAGAAAGGUGAGGUUAAAAUGCCUUUUCUUCUUCUUUUUCUGAAGAACAGUGUUCUGCACGGUUUUCAACUUUUAUAAAUGUGUAUGUUUGCUGAGAAUACUGAAAUAUCUAAGUUCACCAUGCCAAGUCUUGCCUCCCCCCCCCCCCACCAUAAUUAUAGUUUUAAGCGAGGUUUUGCCUAAACAGACCAGACAGGAGGAGGCCGGGUACCCAUUUCACUAAAUGACCAAAUUUUGCUGAGACGGAAUAAAAUUUGGUUUCUUGUUAAUGGUGCUAUGAUUGGUUACCAGUCUGUUAUCAAAUAGCAUAUUCCCGUCUCCUCCGGAUAUUAGCAGAUCCGGAGAGAAAUACAUACAGGUUUUAGCCUGAACUUCAGACACUCUUUCGUCAUUCUCAUUUCACACAGGCUGGUUUUCACCUGUGUGUUUCGUGGGUCCUGGCUGAUAGGUGCUAAGGUCCUGGACUAAGCAUUUAUAACCUAACGUAUAUUAGACUGUAAACUCCUUCAGGGCAGGAACUCUUCCUUGUACGGCUUCUAUCUCACGCAGCCUUGCGCAUAGUUGAUGGUUGAUAACUAAUUGCAUGAAAGCACAUUUUACGUCUUAAAGCUCAGCAGGAUUGGACCAGUCACUGAUAAGGGUGGAAAGCAGAUCUCUUUAUGGCUAUUAUGAAAUGUCUGAAUUAUUCAUGUUUUCAACAGAUAGGUAAAAUUACUGUUUGGGAGAAUUGUUUUUCCUCCUUUCAGUUCACAAUAGAUCCUGGUCCCUCUUACCGUGAGGUUUAAUUAUACUGUAGACUUGAGUUUUUGUGUGAAAACAACUCCUAACUGCUGCUUCUCAGAAGUUGAACCAGAUAAUACUCCCUUUCAGCGAAUACUAAUGGUAGCUUUUAAAAGCAAGUUGCCUAAAUUACAGGUACAAUCUAACGUGCUUGAAACUGACCUGAAUGUCUACAUACCAUCAGGUUGCUUUAGAAAGGUGAGCAGAGGAGGGGAAGGUGGUGCCAAGGGUAAUUCCAGGAAUUUGAAUGUCAUCAGCUCCCUCUGCCAGAGAAACAGCUCUGCUUUUAAUCUAAAUAAAUCUGAAUUGGAACCUCAUCAUCAGGAUUCCUUUCGCAUCUUUUGGUGCUGGUGUUUGGCCAUGCUUUGUACAAGCUAAUGAAUAACUCACUAGAUGACUAGAUAAACAAGAUCCAGUUGUGGCUUUUCUGGCGUUAUCCACACAGCAUAAAUGCAUACUUUGGAAAGGUGGGUACAACUGGUGAGUUUCAGAGUUCUGAAUGUUAGUUAGUUGCCAGCGGAACAGAGGAAUUUGCUUUAAGGUAGGCAAAAGGUAGUGUGGCCUUCAGGUUUCAGAAGGGAAAAGGAUUCUGCAAUUUGGAGUCAUCGUUGAGACUUCAGUCCAAUUCCAUACACUGACAAAUUGGGUAGCAUUGCUAAAAGACCAGUGUUCCAGGCUUAAGUGAGUGUAUUUGUCAAACCCGGGCCUCUGGCUGUGUGAGUUUUAGCCCUUGUCCACUGCAGAGUGUCAUGGUUCAGCAUCACAGAGGAAGCAGGAGGAUGGUAAGGAUGAGAAGACAUUGUCCAGAGCUUUUAUUGAAGAUCCACAGAACGUGAAAUUGACCAGCUAGAGAUUAUUUAAAAUACCAUUUCCCUGUGCCUGGAAUGCUCUUCUGACUCCUCGCAUGGCUGCCUCUUUUUCAUCCUUAAAUUUCGGUUUAGAAGGUCACCUCAGAGAGGUCUUCCCUAACCGCCUGCGUACAUCCGGUCUCCCUUCCUGAUCCUCCCUUGGAAGUUAUCACAAUCGGAAAUUGCUUGCUUGCUGGUUGUCUCCUCAUUAGGUUGAGACUUCCUCAGGCAGCGGCCCUGUCUCCUUCACUAGCAUAGCAUCUACUCCAGAAUAAGCAUCUGAUAACGACUUGUGAAAAUAAUGCAUCCUUGCUUCCUAAGAAUUUGUGAGGGAAACCCUGUGAGUGGAGUUCUGAUCUCUGUGAUUGACUUGUGAUGAGGUCUCGUACAUUUCACUCGGCCAUUCCUGCAUCAGUUUCCCAAGAACAUUGGCAAGAGAAGGGACGUUGUUGCCUAAAAUGAAGAUGCUUUGGAGAGGAGAGGAGAGGCCUGGAAGGAUCUCAGGAAGUGCUGGGUCAUAGGGCAGAAGAGCCCCGAUGGCCCUUCUGCGAACAGGAAGAUGUUUUCACUUCCUCAUCCGCAAAAUGGACAGUGUCAUCCCUGCCUCCUCUUCCAGGGAUGUUGUGGGAUCAGGGACCUCGAGCUGCUGGUUGGUGACAGAUCCCUAGGCGUCCCCAGUGAGGAGACCUCCAGAGUAAGGCACAAUGUCCACAGCAGGAGUUGCUGCCCAGGAGAUUCGAGUCCCGUUGAAAACCGGAUUCCUGCACGAUGGCCAAGCCUUGAGGACCGUGAGGGCCUGCUGGGGCGGCCGCAGCGAGUUUGAAAAUCACUUUUUGAACAUCGACCCGAUAACCAUGGCCUACAGCCUCAACUCUUCGGCCCAGGAGCACCUCACAUCUCUUGGGCGCGCUGCGACGUCCGCGCCAAGGAGCGGCAGCCACUUUGCAGAGCAUGGCCCCUCCCAGAAGCCCAGCUUGGCCCCUCUUAUCAUUCCCCCGGGCGAGCACCCGGGUCCGCGGGAAGAGGAGCGAGUCGCGUGUGGUUUUAGGAAACUCUCGGUGAACGGCGUGUGUGCUUCUCCCCCUCCGCUCACACCCAUAAAGAGCCCCCCUUCCCCCUUCCCCUGCACGGCCCUCUGUGAACGCGGUUCCCGGCCCCUCCCGCCACUGCCCAUCUCCGAAGACCUCUCUCUGGACGAGACAGACUGCGAGGUCGAGUUCCUAACCAGCUCGGACACGGACUUCCUCUUGGAAGACGGUACGCUUUCUGGCUUCAAAUACGAUGUUCCUGGCAGGCGAAGCUUCCGUGGGUGUGGACAGAUCAACUACGCGUAUUUUGACACCCCAGCUGUCUCCGCGGCAGAUCUCAGCCAGGCGCCUGAGCAGAAUGGAGGUGUGCAAAAUUCAAAUCCUCCUCUGCCUCAGACCCACCGGCGAUUAAGAAGGUCUCAUUCGGGACCAGCUGGAUCCUUCAACAAGCCGGCCAUCAGGAUAUCCAGCUACAUCCACAGAGCUUCUCCGAACUCCGACGAAGACAAACCCGAGGUGCCCCCCAGGGUCCCCAUUCCUCCUCGGCCCGUGAAGCCAGAUUACAGAAGGUGGUCGGCGGAAGUCACUUCCAGCACCUACAGCGACGAAGACCGGCCUCCCAAGGUACCACCGAGAGAACCGUUAUCACGGAGUAACUCCCGCACGCCAAGCCCCAAAAGCCUUCCGUCUUACCUCAAUGGGGUCAUGCCCCCCACGCAGAGCUUUGCCCCUGACCCCAAGUACGUGAGCAGCAAAGCUCUGCAGAGACAGAACAGCGAAGGGUCCGCCAGUAAGGCUCCCUGCAUCCUGCCCGUCAUCGAAAACGGGAAGAAGGUGAGCUCGACACACUAUUACCUACUACCUGAGAGACCGCCGUACCUGGACAAGUUUGAAAAGUUUUUCCGGGAAGCAGAGGAAACAAACUCAAGCACCCACACCCAGCCGCUGUCUGCUGACCGCGGUACAGCCUCGGCCGCAGAAAAGCUGGACUCCAAGACAAGACUGGACCUGGGGGGCCACGUGAGGCGUAAACACUCGUCCUACGUGGUUUCUCCUUAGGCUUCGGCGUCGCGGGUCAGCGGGGGUUCCGUGGGAGCGAGUGGCUCCCCAGCCGCCCUCCAGGCCGGUUGAGGUUGGCCGGAAGAGGUCUCGGAUUGCAGAACAGAACAGCUGAACCCUCCGUCUUAGAAAGGGUAGGGGCGGUCGCGGGGCGAUCUCGGGCCGAGAAUCCCCGAUCGUGCCGGCGUUGGAGAAAAGUCUGUUCCGGUCCGUAAUUUAAAAGUGGGCAGGCAGGCAGGGAAGGCUGGGGAACCUUGGACAUGUGCAUACAUUAUAGGCCUGUGUAGAAACUCGUGCUGUAACCGUAGACCGUAGCUGCAGGGUAACCAAUUAGUUGCUACCUUAGAGUAAUAUAUAUUCAAGAUGGUAAAAGCUGGGGGGCAACUCCUGACUGAAAAUUGAGCGAAUGGAAGAAAACACAGUAUUGUUUAGAUCAGAAUCAUUAAAAAAAAAAAAAAAAAAAAUUUUUUUUUUUUUUUUUUUAGUUUAGUAACUUUGAAGCAUUCAGGCUCCUGGGCCCUGUGAUGUUCUCCUUUAAACUUUGCAAGCAGCCUUUGUCCCACAGGGCAGGGCGCAGUCCCUGCCGAGGCUCUACCUGCCCAGCCUAAAAGUCACCCCGAGACCCGGCUCCUUCCGUUUCAUUCCAGGGAGGACAGCAGCGUAUCUGGCAGCCACACGUGCCCUGCUUCUCGAAAGAUGCGAAGCUAACAGAAUUCGCACGUCCGUUCUCCUUACGGUCCCUGCUCUGUUCUGCCCGCCACGGUGGCCCGGUCUGGCAUGCGCCUCGCAGCCACAGGGGCACCGCGUUAGACUCCCCUGGACCAGCAGACCGGUCGCCAGGGCUCCGGGCGUCCCGUUGAAGCGAUCGUGAAACCACCGGCCACGUGACAGAGUCCCUGGGGGGGCCCGUGUUGUGUUUCCGUGUCGGUUUCCGUAGACUGUGUGAAUGAACAUGGACAGCACAAGCUGGCCUUGUGUUGCUGGUUCCCGUUCAGUAUUUCCUGGGGGUGGUGUGCCUUCCACGUAAAACGCUUUUGCCCAGUAGCGCAGUGUGUUUUGAUGCCACAGGCCGCGUCCGCGUCGCUCCGCUUUGGAGACCCUCCCGGCUGCCGCUUCCCUUGGAUUCGGUGAGACCCGCAGCCUGCGCUCAGACACCCGCGUGCUUCGAUGCAUGUAUCUUGUGUAGACAAGCACGAAAGAGAAGGUGCUCACUAACGGAGGUACAUUACUGCAAUGUUCUCUUAACAGUUAAACAAGCUGUUUACAAUUCAAACUGCUGAAUAUUUGAGCUAUUUAAAGCUUAUAUUUUAGUAUGAACUACAUGAAGGUUGAGACAUGCUUUAGAAAAAUGCACUGAUUUCUGCAUUAUGUGUACAGUGUUGGACAAAGGAUUUUAUUCAUUUUUGUUGCAUUAUUUUGAAUAUUGUCUUUCCAUUUUAAUAAAGUUAUAAUACUAUUUAUGACACCGUUAA